This is a messenger RNA of Exaiptasia diaphana, 1689 nucleotides long. RefSeq lists its product as uncharacterized. The record is from RefSeq and is a predicted model, not a curated record. The transcript has a single exon. Bases 901 to 1560 code for a protein of 219 amino acids. Lineage: Eukaryota; Metazoa; Cnidaria; Anthozoa; Actiniaria; Aiptasiidae.
AGCACUCUGCAACCCUACCUUCGUGUUGGCUUUACCUGUUUCAAUAUUUACCUUGGAAUAAAACAAACUAAGUUUACUCUUUACCGAAUUGUUUUUAACUCUACGGCACAAGUCAACUUAUUUGUAAAUUAACGCCAGAAUACUAUAUCUGUCUCGCUUCUUCAUUGUUUAUUCAUGACAUAUAGAUGACAUGUAGAAAAUUAAAUUCGGAUAUUUUUUUCGAUAAGUAUUCAAGAAAGCAGUCUCCAUGGGAUACUAAUGACGACACAGGCUCCUUACACAGUGGGUAGCACUAACAUUGCUAUGUUUCCCCUACAGACUCUUAUUUUGUCUUUAAAGCGAAUUUUUAUCCGUCUAUGUUCAUGAAUUUUCAUUAUUUGUGAUGUGUCACCUUCCAAGGAAAUCGUCGAAAGGUUUUUCAACAAAGCCACAAGGCCAGAAGUGUCYGAGGUGAAUUUUGCAUUUAAAUUAGACGAUUGAAAACCACUGACAAGAACGUUUGCAGCUAUUGUUAGCCUUAGUCGAGAGCCAUCAACCMGCUAAUCAAAUUAUUGUUGACUGGUUAGCACAGGAGAAUCGAAGAAAGCAUAGAAUAUCUGUGUAUGUUUUCAUCCAAGAGAGAGAAAGUAGACUUACCAAGCUUCCUGCAAUGACAUGUUUUGAAACAUAAUUGAUGAACGAGUGAUAGUUCUACACCUGUUCGGUAAUGUUAGUUACUGAAACGUUUGUGACCAUCUCUUUACUACAUGCAACCAAUUAUCGAUAAGCAUCUGACWCGGCUCUACAUCGCUCACUUCGAGGAACUCAUCACUUGCAAGAAAAUCUCUAGUUUUGAUCGAUCAACAUAUAUAAAGAAAAUCACCAGUUGAAACGAAAGAGAAAAUAGGUAAAAGACAAACAAUGGAAAAACGAGUGCGUUUUUCUCAUCCACUAGAAUACUGGAAAGAGUUCGAUGAAAACACUGGUAUUCUACAAGAUUUGGAUAAUAUAAAACACUUACAGAAGCCUAAACAAGAGAUAGCAGUGAGUCCUAAAGCUAUUGAUAUAACUGAUAAGUACGAUAAUGGCAAGCGAAGUCGAGGAAAAGUUGCGCGUUCAAUAACAGAAGCUGUACAAUCGUUUCAAGCCGAGGACGAAAAAACAAGCGUUCGCAAGUUUAUUGCACAUUACAAGCGAACUACAGUACAUGUGCCGGAAAGAAUGAAUUAYAGAAAAAGUCAGAACGCUGUGAUAAGCCAGUUUGAAAAGACUGACUCUAGUUCUCUGGACAGUACGAUAGAAAAUGAUACGAAAUUCUGUAAACUGUGCAACAGUGAUCUCUUAACUGGCGAUCAAACGUGCCCUAGUCUGUCAUACGGUGGCAAAUAUUAUACUCCACUAAGACCACCAACACAACGACCAUUGUCACUUCCAACACUUCAUAGAAAAACCUUUGAAGAAAGACUUCUGCCUCAUUCUACACAUAAUGAUCAUUGUGCAUAUACAAAGUAUAUAAGAACAGAUUACAAGGGUACACCAGUGCCACAGUCAACGCCUUUUAUUGUACAACUUUUUGAAUAGAUAAAURAACCUCAUUUAUCCGCUCAAUUAAGAUAGUUAAGAAAUAAGAUGUUCAUACUUUUCACAAAGCGUUGUCAUAACAAACAAUAUACUUUUAAAAUAAAGUGCUGUUUGGUACAUUAGAUAGAA